This is a messenger RNA of Toxoplasma gondii ME49, 2007 nucleotides long. RefSeq names its product acyl-CoA dehydrogenase domain-containing protein. Gene Ontology annotation, biological process: fatty acid beta-oxidation. The coding region runs from base 1 to 1365 and encodes 454 amino acids. The transcript has 8 exons. Gene Ontology annotation, cellular component: peroxisome. Gene Ontology annotation, molecular function: flavin adenine dinucleotide binding; acyl-CoA dehydrogenase activity. The record is from RefSeq and is a predicted model, not a curated record. Lineage: Eukaryota; Apicomplexa; Conoidasida; Eucoccidiorida; Sarcocystidae.
AUGGGUCGAGCAGGAAGAAACAUUCGCGCCGAAGGACGACUAGUCCAGCUUUCUGGGCAGGUGAAACGUGAACCUGUCGAUUCCACUUUAUGUUCAAAAAACUCCGACGGAAAGUCUAGCAAUGAUAACAGCAGCGACGAACUUCAGGAUGGGAAACCAGCCGCCGACAUGAGGCACGGAAAGACAGGUGGUGGUCCGAUUUACGCCCUUGACUUUAUGCAUUUUGAUAGCCUGUUAACUCCAAGGGAGCGGACGUUACGAGGACGUGUCCAGAACAUUGUGAGUCGGUAUGUGGAGCACGCAGUUCUCCCACUUUAUGAAGCGGCAGCUUUUGACAGCGAAUUGGUGGAGAUCUGCAAAAAGUUCGGCCCUGCUGGCCUGCAAAUAAAAGGCUAUGGAUGCCCUGGCUUAACGCACACAGAAGCCAUUCUGAUGGCAGUGGAGAUGGCUCGAGUCGACGCAUCAUUCUCCACAUUUUACCUCGUCCACUGCGGCCUUGCGAUGCAGUCUAUCGCUGUCGCCGGCACCCAGGAGCAGAAGGCCAUGUGGCUCCCUAAGAUGUCACGUCUUGAGUGCAUCGGAAGCUUCGGCCUGACGGAACCCAACCAUGGAAGUGAUGCUACGGGGCUUCGGACCUCGGCAAAGAAAGUGGAAGGAGGAUGGAUUCUGAAUGGACAGAAAAGGUGGAUUGGGAAUGCCACAUUCUCGGACAUCGUGGUUGUCUGGGCGCGAGACGUGCACUCGGAGAAAAUCCUCGGGUUUAUAGUGGAGAAGGACUUUCCUGGCUUUUCGGCGACAAAGAUAGAGAACAAGGUAUCCUUGCGCAUCGUGCAGAACGCUGACAUAGUCUUGAAAGAUUGCUUCGUACCAGAUUCGCACAGACUUCAACACGAGGGUUUCUCCGGCGCGACAGCACAGGUCUUGGAAUCUUCCCGCGCUGUUGUCGCCGCGGAAUGCGUUGGUGUCUUGCUAGGUGCUUACGAUAACGCUCUUAAAUACUGCACUGAGAGAAAGCAGUUUGGCCGAGAACUGGCAACCUUCCAGCUUGUACAAGAACGCCUUAUGCGCGUCCUCGGCAUGUUGCAGGGCGUCCUGCUCUUGGUAUUGCGCCUCGGUCGUCUGAUGGAUGAAGGGAAGCCGCAUAUGAUGGCUCACAUUGCCCUAGCUAAAGCGACGUGCAGUCGUGUGGCUCGAGAAGGCAUUGCUCUUUGCAGGGAAGUACUAGGAGGAAACGGGAUUGUCACAGACUUCGGCGUGGCUAAGUUUCAUGCAGACAUAGAGGCACUUUAUACCUAUGAAGGAACCUACGAUAUCAACAUGCUUAUUGCGGGUCGAGCAGUGACGGGGCGAAGCGCGUUCAAGUAGACUGCAGGUUAUCGUGUUGUGCAACUCGUCUGGAUCACCAAUUCAAGAAGAAGCUUACCCAUGAGUUUUCAUUGAUUUGGAAAGCCUACUGCUGACGGUGAUCAUGUGUUGCACGUUGCUUUAGAGAAAUCAGCGUUCUUUGCAGCUUUGCCAUUCUGAGGUGGGGAAAAGAAGACAAUCAAAGCAAGCGGACAGCUAUUCAGACGAGUAAAGCAAGAUGGAUUCCACAGUUUCAUGCUUGCUGCUGGAUUGGUCUCAUCCCUCCUUUACCCGUCAAUCUGUGGUUCGAUCUCGACAGUACUAUACUAGUGGCGGCAGUGAGACAAGUACAAAUCCUGCAUAGAAUUAUCCAUAAUAUCGUUUACAGCUGCCUUUACGAAACUCUUAAGCCGUCUUCUCUGUUCACCGGCCUUGCUAAGUUAUGUAGUAGACGUGUGCGCCCCUUUCACUAGCUCUAGGGAAGGCUCGGUCACACAGCUGUUGUCAUAUUUUUGUGGCGGAUGGAGUUUCCUGGUGUGCAUGCGCUUCUUUCCUGUUCCUUAAAAUGUGAAAGUAACGAAAUGGAAGCACAUGUUCAGAGCGGAAAUUGGAUGAAUAAAAACUGAAGAGAUGGGCACGUACCAGCGAUUCUGCUAUCGCUGG